Messenger RNA from Mya arenaria, 11191 nucleotides. RefSeq names its product tyrosine-protein phosphatase 10D-like. The transcript is spliced from 32 exons. The record is from RefSeq and is a predicted model, not a curated record. The coding region runs from base 270 to 5534 and encodes 1754 amino acids. Gene Ontology annotation, biological process: protein dephosphorylation. Gene Ontology annotation, molecular function: protein tyrosine phosphatase activity; protein binding. Lineage: Eukaryota; Metazoa; Mollusca; Bivalvia; Myida; Myidae.
UGUACAUGACUAAUUUCAUUGCCGUGUUUUAAAAUCGGUAUUUUGUCACGAUCUAAGGUCACACUCAUGUGAAUGGUCUGCUAUUUGAUAUUUUCAACGUUUUUUGUAACUGCCUGUUUAAUGCUGGAUUAUUUUUUGAAUCUGUAGGAUAAGAAAUGGAAUGUUUACCUUUUGAGCAGUGAAAGUGUCUUCGGUUUAUCGACAAGGUGUGGCAGGUGUUUUCUCAGAUACCUCAUCCAUCCAACUCUAGAAAUUUACAAUCCAGAAACAUGCAGGAUAACGUACUGCCUCUCUUCUUACUUAUCACACAGGUUUACAACAUCUAUGGGGCCAACUCUACUGUAAACAUCACUCUAGCAGAGACAAGUAUAAACCUUACGUGGCCCGAGCCCGAUCUCAACACCUCAUACGACCUACGAUACUCCGUAUCCACCGACCCCACAACUGUACAAACCGGAACGAUUGUGUUGCCCAAUAACAAUGAGACGGCGGUUGAGCACGAGAUUUCCGGGCUCUACCCGGGACAAACAUAUUUUGUUGAGAUUGAGAGAAAUGGGACAUCGAUCUUCAGGAAAAACAUCACCACAAUCCCACUUCCUGUAUCCGAUAUCCAAGUUUCCAUGGUAACCUCAACAACAGCAAUGUUUACCUGGUUGCCUAGCAAUGCCAGUAUCCAGGACUCAUACCAGGUGGUGUUGUCUGGUAACCUUGGCCUUCCUGUGCUGGUGACAUCUCCCAUGGCAACGGUGGAUGGGCUGGUUUCCAGCACUACAUACACAGUGACAGUGUUUGCUCUGAGUCACCAGAAAAUGAGCAAGGCAUCAGAACCAUUCACUAUGAACACAGCCCCAGCAUCCCCUGAGAGUGUGAAUGCGGUUGCCAUGGAUACACAGACCCUUAAUAUCUCCUGGACCCCGGACUCCAACUCAACAGAGGAUGACUACAUAGUGAGUUACACAUACAAUGUGACAUCCAUCUAUAAUGAGAUGACUGUAAACGUGUCCUGCCCCACUGCCCUUGACCUCUACUGCGAGAUCGCGAUGCCGGGUGUCCCGGGUCAGGUGUACGAAAUCAGGGUCUACAGCAAGCUUGGGACUGCCGUCAGCUCUCCUCAAUCUACUCUACACUCUACAGCUCCCCUACCUGUGUCAAGUCUCACGGAAGCUGAGAGCAACAGCACCGCCAUCUUGCUUAAGUGGUCGCUAGCCAACAACGACAACCCAUUCAUCACCAGCUUCCUCAUCAGGGUAACGGGAGAGAAUGGCGCCUUUGAGCAGAGCGUCAGUCCCCUGCAGAUGCAGAUUUCACUCACCGGGCUCAACGUGGGAACCAAAUACAAUGUGUCCAUCUACACAUCAACUGGCUAUGAAGUUAGCCAGCCACUUACACAAACAUUCUACACAUACCCCGCCCCUGUGUCCAGCCUGACCUACGACUCUGCGACUGAUGCAACCAACUCUACCAUCACCGUACAUUGGAGUAUAGCCAGCAACGCCACCUUUGACUAUUACUUUCUUACUAUCAAGUCAUCUGGCACCACCGACAAUUUCAACGAGUCUUUGAAACUUAUCUCAGGAAAUUCAAGUUACACCUUUACUGAGCUAACAGCAGGAGCUGCCUAUAUUGUUACCAUAGCAACAGAGCUGGGGUCAAAAAGUAGUGACGCAUUGUCAGAUACUUAUAGAACAGUUCCCAACAAGCCAUCUGACCCUAUACUGGAUGUUGUCAGUGGAACAGAGGUGAAGGUCACGUGGCAAGCACCUGCUGGACUGGUUGACCAUUAUAUCCUGACCUUGACCACACCCACUGGGCCAAAAAUAGUAACAGAGACUGGUACCAGUUUUACCUUUGUGGAUCUGCAGCCAGGCACCGAAUAUGCAUUAAAAAUGGAGUCCCAGUCUGGAUCACUCAACAGUGAAGCAGUUGACUUAACUUUCAUAACAAAUCCAUCCGCUGUGGAGAACCUGAGGACGACCCUUGUUGACAGUUAUCACAUAUACGUAGCCUGGGACCCGCCGGUGAACGCCACGUUCGACACAUACCUGGUUACCAUAGAAAUCAAUCGUGCAGACACGCAGGAAGUCUCACUGAACAGUUCUGUGACGAGCUACAAGUUGGAUGAUCUUGCCCCAGGCACGCUGUUCACAAUCUCCGUGGUAACCGUGUCAUCCAAUAUUACUAGUGACCGACUAACGAUCAAUGUUGUCACAAGCCCAUUGUCUGUUAUGGACCUGUCAGCAGAGGAUUGGGGUACCGGCUUGAGGGUCAACUGGAGUCUACAGAAUGUGACAGGAUCUCAGUCUGGAUUCCUGGUGACCUACCGGGAGUUUCCGAUUGGCAAGUCGUCAUACCUUCCCCCGAUAUCAGCGAUCCAAGACGAGCUGCAGUAUACAGUGGAAAUUCCCGAUCUGCUCGCUGGCGGGACGUACAAUGUGGUUGUUCAGGUGUGGCAGAAUGUGUCUGGAGUCACAGCGGGGUCGGCAAUUCAGCAAAUUAACGCCACGACACAACCCAAGCCUGUGGAAAACCUUACAGUAAGCAUAGAAGACACAACCUCUAUUCGGCUGGACUGGAGCCCAGCAGCUAACAGCAUACAUGACUAUUAUCUGGUCAGACACAGAACCAGUCUACGGGAGCCAAGCGCAUUGUGGGUGUUAAACUCCACCUACAUUCCCGACCUGGCGUUGGCAGGCUUGUUUCCUGGUGAGAGAUAUGAGCUGGAGGUUUUUGCGGUCAGCGGAAAUGUCAAUAGUGAAGUGCAGACGGACAGUGUUGUUUUACCACCCCUGUCUCCCCCAAGCCUCAGUUUGAUAACCAAUGAGACGACAGCAUCCUCGGUGAAACUCCAGUGGCUGUACAACCGCAGUGCCACCUACGUGGAACAAUGGCAGAUCAGUUACCAUGACGACGUAGGAAAUGACCAACGUGACAUGGUACCCAGCCCAGCCACUGCCAGCAUUGUCGAGCACACUGUGGUCGGUCUGCUUGCUGGGUUCAAGUACAAUAUGUCUGUUCGCAGUGUGGUUCAAGGCGUGUACUCUAGCGAUGUACAUGUGAUCGCUAUCACCAAACCAGUGAACAAUGUGAACUUGUUCUUCCAUGAUGCAGAAAAAACUUCAUUCACCAUCAUCUACAGCUUUGAAAACAUAGACAACUUUGACGAAAUAGUGUUCACUUUGACUGAAACAAGGGAGGUAAUCAUCAGGACAAAGGCUGAUGAAGGAAGGAGACUAGAGUUCUCUAACCUGACAGCAGGAGAGCUCUUCACAGUGGAGGUGUAUACAGUCAGUGGAGAAGUGGAGAGCGAAAUAAAGACCAUGCAGGCUCAAACAUUGCCAAAUAAUGUGACCAUGACAGUGAAAUCAAAAUCAGCCAUAGAUAUUUCACUGAACCUUAUUAGACCUGAAGGCGGUGUUGACAAGUACGAAGUUAAGUGUUACCACGGAACUGUGCCUGUGAAGGCUGUUACCAUAGAUACCAUUGAAGCAGUGGUUGUCUUUGAGAUUGACCAGCUAACCCCGUUCACAGAGUACCAGUGUAUCACAAACACGUGGUUUGGCACCUACAGUGUGCCUUCUUUCAUCGCUGUUGUCACUCUACAAGCUGCCCCAUCAGUUGUGCAAGAUGUGGUUGCCAUGGAAACAGCCCCAACUGAGGUCAAGCUGAACUGGAAAAUCCCACAGAGUCAGAACGGUUACAUACAACUAUACAUCAUCACCUUUAGGGGAGAAAAAGAGGGUGAUGUUGUGAGCGGUUCCCUGAAUGUGACGGCUUCUACCACUUCCCAGGUGUUUAAGAACUUCAAAGCUGGGUACCGGUACACAUUUGAGGUUCAAGGUUUUACCAUAGCAGCAGGUCCUGCUGGCAUUGCUGUGAUCAACAUGAAGACAUACAAGCCACCAUACAAGACGGGUGUGACAAACACCACCGCACAGCCGCGGAAGGUGAGCGCCACCAUAGUGCCAGAAGAUCCGCACAAGAUCGUGUUCAACUUCUCAAACGUGUUUUCCGACAAGUACGGGGAGAUUGUCUCGUACACAGUGAUCGUGUCAGAGUUGAAGGAUAAUUCUUACAUAUCGGGGGUUGGCAUGCUACCUGGUUGGAAGGAGGCUAACCGGGAUAGGAGCAUCAAGACUUAUCAGGUUGUCUCCAACUGUACAGACUUCUUUGCCAUAGACUCAACAUGUAACGGCCGUUUUGUGCCCCGUCAAAAGAGGGCUGUUCCUGAAGCUGAUUACAAGAUGUUUGAGAUUGGCUCGGAAACAGGCUGUGAGGACCGUACAUUCUGUAAUGGUCCUCUAAAACCAGACACAACCUACUAUGUGGCCCUUAGGGCUUAUACAACGAUGCAGUUCACGGAUACACCUUUCUCAGAGGCUGUGAAAACUGCUGCCAUCAAAGUGGAAGAACCAGGCACAAACGUUGGUGGAAUAGUUGGAGGGAUUAUUGCAGCCCUGGUUGCCAUAGCGGUUGUUAUCGUGGUAGUGAUAUUUGUACGUCGACGUGGACAGACAAAGAGCAAUAUGUAUCGUCACCAGCCAGGGGAACACAUGGCCAAUAGGCUCUCACUGACAAAUAGGAGGUCAUGUUGUCCUGUGAAUUUGGCUGACUUCAAGAACCACAUAACAUACAUGAAGGCUGACUCUGACUUCAAAUAUGCUGAACAAUUUGAGGACCUGAAGGAGAUAGGGCGUGGUCAGCCAGUGACACACGCUGAGUUACCAUGCAAUAGGGGUAAGAACCGUUUCACGAACAUCCUGCCUUAUGACCACUCCCGCGUCAAGCUCCUCCCUAUUGAUGACGAAGAAGGGUCAGACUACAUCAAUGCUAACUAUAUACCGGGCUACCGGUCGAAGAGAGAGUACAUCGUUACCCAGGGUCCCUUACCAGCAACACGUGACGACUUCUGGCGGAUGCUGUGGGAACAAAAUACACGCAACAUCGUCAUGCUUACAAAAUGCAUAGAAAAGGGGAGGGAGAAGUGUGACAAGUACUGGCCGACAGGUUCCGACGCUGUUUUUUACGGUGACCUUCAGGUGGCAGUGUUAAACGAGACGCUGUUUCCUGAUUGGACAAUUACUGAAUUCCGGGUCUCUUUGGGAGAACAGUCGAGGCAGGUACGGCAUUUUCAUUUUACCUCAUGGCCGGAUUUUGGGGUUCCGAAGAAGGAGCAGGUGCUUGUUCGCUUUGUGCGCAUGGUUCGAGAAAAACUCAUUAAAGACGCAGGUCCCAUCAUUGUCCACUGCAGUGCCGGAGUCGGAAGGUCAGGAACAUUUGUCGUAUUGGAUCGAAUGCUGCAGCGUAUCAAGGACCAUGACUCUGUUGACAUUUUCAACGCGGUAUCCGAGCUACGCAAGCAGCGUGUCUGGAUGGUCCAAACUGAGCAACAGUAUAUCUGUAUCCACAACUGCCUUUUAUGUGUUCUGGAGGGGCGUGAAGAUGAACACGUGUAUAGCAACGUUGGCCACUCCAAUAUUGCAUUUGAAGAAAAUGCAAAUGACGAAAAAUUCAAGAUUAUACUUCCAACAACGUAGUACAUAUGACGAAGGCGUGGAUUUGAACUAAGAGAUUUCUGGGUCUUUCACUGGCUACUACUGGUCACUACACUAGCCACUAUUGAUCACUUCAGGCCUCUACUGGUCACUCUACUGGCCAGCUUUCAGCAUGUACUAUUUACAUGAACUAUUCUGAUUGGCAAGUUUUAUGGACUUAUCAUAAUGGACAAGCCGUAUCGACUCUGACUGAUCACUUGGACUAGUCAUAUUGGACACACCAUAUGGGCUGGACAGAUGUGGACCGUAUUAAAAGCUGCCAGACUACAUGUGAUUUUCUUAGCAUGCCUUGCAGCAGAUCAUUUAUCGUGGUCUAAAUAUUGAUUCCUUUGAUAUAUUGAUUUCUAGUAUAGACAACAGUAGGUUUUAAAAUUUGCUGAAACUAAAGAAAAGGAGAAUAAAUUGUGAGUGGUCAAAGAGAGUUAAUACCUUAUAGGUGGUAACGAUUAAGGAUGAUUAUUGACAAUUGUUUUAAUUUUGCGAGGUUUUAAUUAUAUUCUCACUUUUUCACGAAUUAUUUCGUGAAUUUUAAAGGUGGUGAAAUAGUCAUUAUACAUGAAUGUAUAUUGAGUCACAAAUAAUAAACUGGCAUAUUGACCAAAAACAUUAAAAUUGCGAAAAAAGGACCUCACAAAAUUAAUAUAAUUAACAAUAAUUGUUGAACAAAAAAUUAUUGUUUAGAAUAUUUCAUUUUUUUUACUGUGUGUUCAAUAUACAUAUUUUAAAUUUACUACAUAGCGUUUUUCAUAAUUAUGUUAAGGUGACAAUGAAUUAAUUGCAAGAUUUUCAUUCCUGCCCGCUUUUUUCCACCACCCCAACUCAAAUGAAAAUGUUGAACUAGGUUCUGUAUUGCCUGUCGGUCCAGUUCUUCUUGGGAACGGCGUUAAUUCAUACCUUAUACAGAUUGUCGAUGUUUAAUAUUCAGAUGUAAAAAUGGAGAAAUGUUAUGAUCGUGUUUGUGGUUUGUCUAGAAACACAUGUAUAUGGUCCCUCAUACAAUAAGAAAGGGCAUGAACUUAUUUUCAACAGAAAAACAGUCAUCUAAGAAAAAUAAAAUGCCACCCCCCGUCUCCAUUUAAAAAAAUAUAAUUUGGAUGAAAAUCUUGCAAUUAAUUUAUAUUGGCCUUUAUUAUGUAAUGUUUUACUCAUCUUGACUCUGCUUCACGGUGCCUUAAAGAAUGAGGCUCAGAAAGUGCUUAGGAAAGGCUGUUUUGUGAUACAUUAUUUCAUUAAAUCAAAACUUUAUAUUGAUCAUUCCUUGUGAAAAUAUUGUCAGAAUGCAUUUUGUUCUAGCUAAGGCAUUAUAUUACUAUAAGCAACGCUGUAGUGUUGAACAAAUACCUUGGUGAUUAUGAUUAUACAUGUCGAAGGGUGAAAGCGAAAAGGUUCUAGGUGACAUUAAGUAAAGAAGCAGAUAAAACCUUUUCGCUUUCACCCCUCGAAUUGUAUUUGUGUGAAUAAAUUUGUCUGAUUAUCGGAUUCAGCGUAACAAAAAAUUGUUUAUUUCCGAUUUCCCAACAUACCUUAUUUUUCUGCACCCAACUCUUAUUUUUUUUCCCCACAGACAAAAUAUAUUUAAAUGUUAUUUAUUUUCUCCUUUUGGUUAUUUUGUCUGGAGUUUUUUGCAUAGGAAAGAUCGUGACCAUUUUUAGUGUUAAAAUAAUAUUAUACAUAAUUGGAUUAAAACAAAUUCCUAACCUACUUACCUUUUAUUUUAUGUCUGUGAAAUUGGAAACAAACAUAUUUCUUUUACGCCAUAUUAUAUUCUAUAUAUACAGAUUUAGUUAGUGCUUAGAUAAAAGGUUAAAUUUGUCUGUUAUUAUGGUGAACAUGAUUUUGAUGGAAAAUUAUUUUAAUUCACAGAUAUAUAUAUGUUUGUGUUCCUAUAACUCUAAUAUUAUGAAGACACAAGUUUCUGCUGCUAUUUUCUGUAAAUAAACUUGUCAGGAAAGUAUUUGGAAAAUACAGAAAUUGUUUAUGUAAAGUUAUCACGAUAUUUGGUUGGAAUCUCAUUUACAUAAUUUUGCAACGAAUACAAUUUUUAUAACCUAAAGCUACUGAUAAAUGUUUAUGUACGUCAGUGUUAUUUUUAUAGAUAAUUGUACAUUUUAUGAUAUAAGAUAUUGUUUAGGUUGUUGACAUUCCAGUUUGACAGUAUUAAAUAAGGGUUGCCAUGGGGAACUUUAAUAUCUAAAUAUAAAUAAAUUUACAUUUUUUUAAUUAUUUCGAUUUUUGGGGAAAAUUUAUAUAUAAUUUAUUUUCAAUUUGAAUAUAUUGAGGGCUAUUCCAUUUAACUAUAUAACCCCCGGGGGGAAGGCACUUUCAAAUUAUGCCACCCCCCUACAGAACCAUGAUUUUUCUUGUGGGGUCCAAAUUAGCGAAAAAAGACACCCACCGAUAUACCGUACUAUUUAAUUAAUUUCCUCCCCCCCCCCCGGGGGUUAUAUGUUUUACUGGAAUAGCCCUGAGUGGACCAUUAACCCUAAAUAUUUGUUUUCUUCAUUAAUUUAAAAAAUUGAAACAUAUAUAUAAUAACAACCUUUAAUUUAGAAUUGAAAUAUUAGGGCUGAUUGUUCAGAACAUUUUUUAACAACAUAUUUAGGGGCAGAUCCUAAAAUGGCUUUAAGAGGUGGUGUAACAUUCGGGUACAACCAUUUGACAUUUGGCCCUCCCUCAGAAUUAAAAUGUAAACGGUUUAAAAUGUUGACAGGUUUUUGUUUUUUUCGCAAGAAUUUUUAUUUACAAUUUUUAGUCCGAAUUGGUGCAUUGUGAGCAAAUUUAAUUCCUGCUUUUUUUCUCGCUCUUGACAUGAGAAGUAAAUUUGGACAAUUUUUUCUAGUGAUAUUUAGAUUUAAACUUUUAUAUCUGAAAUAGAUGUCCCUAACCUUGUUAGAAAUACUGCAUAACACAGGUGUGUCUAUUUUAAUUCCAGAGGAGUGAAGUUUUGAAUGUUAUCUUCCAUGAUGUUUACAUUAUUGAUAACUUUAAAAAAGUUCUGAACUAUUGGCUCAUUAUUAUGUAACUAAGUCCUUCUUUACCCACUUUCAGAACAAAGUGUUAGUUUGAUGUUUAACAUACUAUAGACCCAGCCCAAAUGAUCCCAAAAGUUUAACUGUCAAUUAUUCAACACUACUUGCUUUACAUGUGUUACAGAAUGUGUGACAUGGAUAUCGGCAAAUCAUCUCAUAUUACUCACGUUAUUAGCAAUCUCCACAUUCCUCUGAUAUUAAGGUUAAUACAUCGAGUAAUUAUAAUUUAUCACGAUAAUACAUGUACGUGUAUUGAACUUCAUUUUGACCUCUAUACCUUCUGUCAUUGGGAAAAUAUUUUCCAAACUUAGUUUUUUUACAUUCCUCAAACUAAGGCCAAGAAAAAUAUAUCUAGUUUUCCAGGCAUAUUAAAAAAAUAAAUAAAAAAGGAUGCAGCAGGAUUUGAUUUGAUUUCAAUAUAUUUAAAUUAUUCUUUUCCUUAUUUUUGGUGAAUUUUUAUUACUAAACAACAAAGCGUCACUUAGAUUCUUUUGCAAAUAAGAGCAUAUUGUGGGACAUAUUUAAAUAAUUAUUAAUGAUAGAUAUCUAAAUAUUCAAACUUUUGAUGACGGUCUUUAUCAACGUAACAAGAAUUGCCUUCACAUUUCACACGUAAUGUCUGAUAGAUAAAAUUCUAACGUGUCGAUUGAAAGAAAGAUUGAAGCAUCAUGAUGUAAAAAUGAAAUUUUGUAAUGCCGGAGAAAUUACAUAUUAUUUUUAUUUGGCCUUAUUACUUGUGACCAGAAGGACCCAGUAUGAUAUACUAGUAGAUUCUCAACAAAUCUUGCCUUAUGUACAAAAUCGUUGUUUGAUUAUUUUCAUGCUUUUAUAUCUAUUCAGGUAAAAUGAAAACUUUUCUUUGAACUAGUCAGCUGCUAUUUACAUACAAAUUUGUAAUCCAUACAUUAUACAUACUGAGGACUCAGUGUAAGACUGUCAUAACACCAUUUAUUCUAUAUUAAGUUACAACGGUUUUGCACUCAGCCUGAGAUUACGUUUCUACUUUUUUCCCAGGUAUUUUUUUAACACAUGAAUGGGCAUUGUACAUGUUUUUGUUUUAUUUAUCUUUCAACAUACAGUAAUUAUAUACUUUGAUCUAAUAUUUGUUUAUAUGUCUAAUAAUAAUAAUUUGCUGAUUGGUUUCAAAUUGCUUCUAUGAGCCAAAUUGUUUUGUAUGAAAUAAAUCAAGGAAAUAUGUAACCCCUGUCAUUUAUACAUGGUUACAAAAUUAUAUAUUUUUAUAGAAUACAAUAAAACUAGUCAAACUUAUUGAAACAGAUGAUUUUCAAACUGUUUGGUUAUCUAAUAUUUUAUUUUUAAAACAGUAUUUUCGGAUGUGUGUGCUAUAGCUACAGUUAAUUCUACAUAAAAUAUUCAUUUGUUCUUAUCAAAAUCAGUCAAAAUACACGCAAGUUUAUAACUGUUCUGACAUAAUAAAUUUGAUGAGAGACAAAUAUUUGGACUUAAGGCUACAGUAUGUUACAAAUAAAAAAACCUUUGUCUUUUUUUUUGGAGAAAAAAAUUGUAUUGUCAAAGUGUUUUGUCCCAGUGGUUGGCAAUUUUUUUUAACCUAGAACAUCAUCAAAAAACAUUUAUGAUAUUCAAAUAAAUCAUGAAACACAUGUUGGCAGAGACAACUCUGGCUUUAAUUAUUAUUGAGUUAUGCCCCUUUUUGGACUGAAAAUCAACAGAUGAGGGUUGGCAUUUGCUCUGUGACAUUCUUGUUAAAAAAUACAUACACUUCAAUAAACACACCUAUGAUUGUUUUAGAUCAGUGUUGUAUAUUCAAGGUUGUAUAUGUUUUUAUGUUUGUAUAUGUUUUUGUUUGUUGUAUAUGUUUGUAUAUGUUUGUAUGUGUCUGUUGUAUAUGUUUGUGUUUGUUGUAUAUGUUUGUACAUGUUUGUAUAUGUUUGUCAAAUGGUGCUGUAAGUAAAGUAUAUUUUAAGUAAAUUGUACCGAACAGUUUAUUAUAAUUGUAGAUAUGCAAAGUUUGGAAAUUUGAUAGUACCAAAUGUGUAUAAAUCUAGACAUAACAAGCUCCAUAAGUUCUUGGUCUUAGAUAUACUUUACAUCUUUUGAGUCAUAUGUGUGUACAAAAAAAUCCAGUCAGAACUGCCACCCCUGGACAAAUUCUGCACCCCAAAUGUUUUUACCAAGUUUGAAAUAAUUUCCUCAUGCAUUCAAACUAUAAUCUUCUCUGACAUUUCUGAGAGAAAUAAUUUCCUCAUAUGUUGAAACUAUCCUCUGUGAUGUUUCUGAGUAUACAUGAUCUUAAUUGUACAAAAUGUUAGGAUAAAAAUAUGUGGUAAAUAGCUAUUCGAAAAUGGCAUGUAAGGUUAGAUAUAAUGGGGGGCUUUGUCUGCCUACAAGAUAAAAUAAUUGCAAAUACAUACUUAUACAAUAUACGUAUUUUAUAGGCAUUAACAAUAAACAUACAAAAACGUGCAUCGUAUUUAAUGAUUCUUUUGAUAGGACCUUGUUUGAUCAUGUACUGAUGCAGGUUGUUAUGUCUGGGCAUAUUUGUUUGUUGCCGUGCAGUUGUUACCGAUAUUUCAAGAGAUAGUCAUAAUUACUGAUAUUGAUUGAUACAGCUAUUCUAUAUUUUACUAA